AUGAUAGGAGGGAAGCUCUCGUGUGAGGCGAGCACGCUCAACCAUACGGUCGACAUCCAGCGACCACAGCAAAAAUGGACUCCGCUUCAGCUCUUGCCCGCGUUCGCGAAGUCUGACCACCCCGAGUUGAUGCAGCACUUAGCUCGCUUAAAGCAAGAGAUCGCGGACCUCCACGACUACAAUGAACGCGUAACAAAGGAACUCCGGAUUCUGCAGCUGAAGCAUGCCUCUGAUUUCCCCCGCUCUGGAGUUCGUGGCCAUACGGGCGCCACACAAGCACCCGACGCCGCUUUUAAUGAAGAAGGAAAUGGCGGAGGGGAUAUCCAGCUCGCAAAUUUGCCCUUGCCGGCUUGGACACUUGAUAUGCAGCUGAUGUGUCCUCUCAUCUCGGCAUACGACAGGCGGAUCAAGGAUCAACAGGUUCUUUUAGAGAGACGCGAGACGGACGUUGAAACCCUAACAAGCAAUAUUAUGACUUUGACAAAAGAGAACGAAACACUGAGGACAGAACUCCGUAACAAAACUAGUCAACUUCAGGCGCUUUUCGCUAGUGAUGGUGGCAGUGACAAUGGAGCCAAAACUGCCGGAAAAACUGUGUCUGCGUUGCUUCAUGAAAAACGUGAUCUUGAGGAACUCUACAGUGUAACGCAAGAACAAACGAAGGUUCUCCUUGACCAAAAUCAUCUUAUGAAAACUCACGUGGAGCACUGCGAGCACGCCAUGGCCUCAUUACGCUCUCAAAUGAAAAAAGUGGCGCAGGACGAAGCCGCUUGCAACCAAGUGCGAAGGCAAAAUGACGCCUUGCAACAGCUACUAGAAGAAGCUAAAACUCAGCUUGAGGCUCUCAUUGAAGAGAGAGACAUGCUGCGCUCUAGCGAGCAAAAGCAUCGUCUUGAGCUGACGACACUCAAGCAGACAUUCUCUCAGCUUCAGCAGGAAAACUCGUCAUUGCACCAGCGUGUGGACGAUGAGCACCGGAUCGCACAGGAAGCGCAGGAGGCAUCAAAGUCAAAAGAAGCAGAAAGGAAACUACAUCUUCAAGCUCUCGAAACUGAGCUUGCCGAGCUGCAAGAGAACUUCAUGCAGCUGUCUCACCAAAGCGAGGACGCGGACCGGGAGGCAGAGAAGGCUAGAGAAAUUAUUGACUACUUGGAGGGGAAGACGGUAUCAUUAGAACGAGAGAACGAACAAGUAAAAAACAACCUCACAGAGCUGCAACAGAAGUACCAAGAACUCGCUAUCGAAAAAGAAAAGCUCUCUGUCUCCGCAAGUGUUGUAAAAAAGCAACUCGACGAAAUCCGUGAGCAACACGCAAGCGAAAUCGCCCUUCAGAGGAGCAUGAUGGAUGAUCGGUUCGAAGGGACGAUAUCCCAGCUUCAGCAGCAAGUCGAGCAGCUGAGACAAAGAAGCCAAGACUUAGCUGCAGCCAAUUCAGAUCUCACACUUCGCACUGAGGCAGCAGAGCGCAGGUGUAAACUAGCAGAUGCGGAUGCCGGCCAGGCAAAAGAGGAACUCCGGUCAGCUUCCAAAUCUCAACAAGCUCUUGUUCAGCAGCUCCAACAAACGAAAAUAUCUGUGGAAAAGGAGAGAGACAAGCUCCGGGAGGACUUAGAUGCCGUGCAAAAAACGACUGCAGCGAAACUGUCUGCAAUGGCGGCUGAAAAGCAACGUAUGGAAUCCGAACUUGUUGAGGCUCGUUUCGCGCUUUCCUCUGGUGAACAAGCAAAACGUCAUGCGGAGGCAUCAGUUGAGACUCUCAAACGCCAGGUUGCCGAGCUGAGCAGCAGGAACACGUCCAUGGAAGGCGAGCUCGUAGGUAUUCGCCGAAGGCAUGAGACCGAAAUCGAGCAAGUGAAAAGGAAUUACGCGGAAAAGUUGGCGCACACAGAAUCAAAGCUUCGGUCCCUCGAGCACGAAACCCACAUCAAAGAACAAGCCAUACAGCUCAAGAGAAAAGAAGAAGAACAUCGACAGAAUCUGAAACGAGAAUACGAGGCCGAACGUGAUACAAUGGAGUUAAAGAUGACCAAACUCCGAUCUUCCAACUCGCAACUACGGUCGAAAGUUGUAGAGCUGGUCCACUUCCUUGAACAGCCUACCUCUAACAAAGACUCUUAUCUCGCGCUGAGCUCUUCUCAUGAUAUAAGUAGCCUCCGCUCAGCGUGCACUAAAGAAAGCUUGCUGUAG
This is a messenger RNA of Besnoitia besnoiti, 2187 nucleotides long. RefSeq lists its product as uncharacterized. The transcript has a single exon. The coding region runs from base 1 to 2187 and encodes 728 amino acids. The record is from RefSeq and is a predicted model, not a curated record. Lineage: Eukaryota; Apicomplexa; Conoidasida; Eucoccidiorida; Sarcocystidae.